Messenger RNA from Acomys russatus (golden spiny mouse), 972 nucleotides. Its product is annotated as olfactory receptor 10AG1-like. NCBI's taxonomy places the organism in Eukaryota, Metazoa, Chordata, Mammalia, Rodentia, Muridae. The record is from RefSeq and is a predicted model, not a curated record. The coding region runs from base 1 to 972 and encodes 323 amino acids. Gene Ontology annotation, molecular function: G protein-coupled receptor activity; olfactory receptor activity. The transcript has a single exon. Gene Ontology annotation, cellular component: membrane. Gene Ontology annotation, biological process: G protein-coupled receptor signaling pathway.
AUGUUUUAUUUAUCGUGUGUAGAUGAUCGGAAAAUCAGAACAGAAAAAUCGAAUGCCUCUUUUCUGAUAGAAUUUGUCCUACUUGGGUUUUCUGAUGUUCCUAGUCUCCAGUGGAUUCUUUUUGGGAUAUUUUUGCUCAUGUACUUGAUGAUUCUGAUGUGCAACAGUAUUAUAAUGCUAAUAACAAGAAUGGACCCUGCUCUGCAGACUCCUAUGUAUUUUUUCCUUAGCAACUUUUCUUUUGUGGAAAUCUGUUACGUAACGGUCACCAUCCCAAGAAUGCUUGUGGAUCUUUGUACCCAAAAAGGAACUAUCUCUAUAUUAGCCUGUGCCACACAAAUGUGUUUCAUUCUUAUGCUUGGAGGCACAGAGUGCCUCCUCCUGACAGCCAUGGCCUACGACCGUUAUGUGGCUAUUUGUAACCCUCUGCACUAUUCUUUAGUCAUGAACCAAAGGACCUGCACCCAGUUGGUUGCUUCCUGCUGGAUCAGUGUCAUACCAGUUGUGAUUGGACAAACAUGGCAGAUUUUCUCAUUGCAUUUUUGUGGCUCUAAUAGAAUUAAUCACUUCAUCUGUGACAUCCCGCCAGUACUAAAACUUGCUUGUGGCAACACAUUUGUGAAUGAGAUAGCAGUCUACGUAGUUGCAAUGGUGUUCGUCAUGGUUCCCUUUGUGCUGAUCAUUUUUUCCUAUUGCAAAAUUAUCUUCAGCAUUCUGAAACUGUCGUCAGCCAAAGGAAGGGCUAAGGCUUUCUCCACCUGCUCCUCUCAUCUGACCAUUGUAGUCUUGUUCUACGGAACAGCUGGUAUCACAUACCUACAACCCAAGCCAAAUCAAUCAGAAACAAUUGGAAAACUCUUGUCUCUUUUUUAUACAAUUUUGAUCCCAACUCUGAAUCCCAUUAUAUACACUCUGAGGAACAAGGACAUCAUGGUGGCUCUGAGGAAACUUUUCAGUAAGUUACUAGUGUGA